Molecule: messenger RNA, 471 nt
Organism: Panicum virgatum (switchgrass)
Lineage: Eukaryota; Viridiplantae; Streptophyta; Magnoliopsida; Poales; Poaceae
Exons: 4
Coding region: 10-471 (153 amino acids)
Source: RefSeq, a predicted model, not a curated record
UCCCCACCAAUGAAGAAAGUGAUAAUGACUGUUCAGCCAGACUUACUUCAGUCGGCUUCCAAGCGAAGACAAACUUCUGCAAGUGUUGACCCCCGAGUCUUGACCAAGAAAAGGAAGAUGAUUACAAGGCGAGUGGUCAAGAAACUAGCACCAGCAUCCCCAAGUCCAUCAGAGUCCAACACCAACCAGGAUGCAGCUGAAGACAUCCCCAAUGCAGAAAGCCCGGAUCAACAUGAGAUGGCUGCAACUCCUGAUGCACUGUCGGAUGCAAGCGAGGAACAAACCGAUGCUCUUGACGUCAACACCAGCUCUGAUAGGACGAUUGCUCCUGAACCGCCAAACACUUCUUCUUCAGAACAGAGUUUCGAUAUUUUAGGUUUGCUUUCCUUCGACCCUGCAUCAAUGGGCCUGACAACCCCUGGAGAAGAGACAUCCUUUCUGCAGGUUAUGUUCAUUCCAUUUGACUUCUAG